Messenger RNA from Blastomyces dermatitidis ER-3, 1347 nucleotides. RefSeq lists its product as uncharacterized. The transcript has 2 exons. NCBI's taxonomy places the organism in Eukaryota, Fungi, Ascomycota, Eurotiomycetes, Onygenales, Ajellomycetaceae. The record is from RefSeq and is a predicted model, not a curated record. Bases 369 to 839 code for a protein of 156 amino acids.
CUCUGUUCCACCCGUUCUUGUUUCUCAUAUUUUAUUUAAUAGGUUAGGGCCUGUGGAGGAGGGAAGGGAGUUUGUUGCCACACCGCCCGUCCUGCAUUCAUCAUUGUCAUAUCUACUUGCCGUAUGCUAUGGUUCUCCGGCGGAUCUCCAGCGGAUCAGGAACCAACAACCAGAGUUUUUGAACCAUUGAUCCAUCUGUAGGAAAUUAAAGAGGCUUGGGAUAUAAAUUUCUGUCAUAUAUAAGGUUAUUUUGUCGUCCUCUACCGCAAACGAAUCCUAGCACCACUCAAAUCUCACAAGAAACCAUACGGCAUACCAUACUACAUACCCCCUGCGGACAAAAUAAAGGAAAAAAAAAAAAAAAAAAAAUGAAGCUCCCCCUCCUCCUCGCUCUCGCCGCACUCGCACCCCUUGCAUGGGCCACCCCCGCAAGCAGCGCACACCCAAGAGGGUUACAAGGACCACCAGGACCAGGACCAGAACCAGAACCAGAACCAGAACCAGAACCAAUGCCAGACCCAACAGUGUCAGAACCAUACGCCCAAUCAGCACCACGCACCACGGGGCUCUCUCUUCUUGUGGGGGUGAAAUAUUGCGCGCUCACUUUCUACUGCAGGACUCAUAUAGAGUGCGCGGAGCAACCAGACUGCAGGGAGAAAGCCAACUAUGACCCGACCCGAAUCUAUUGCGGGCGCCUCUUCUAUCCCCAUCAAUGCGUUGUGCGCGGAUCUCCAGAUCCCCAUCCCAUCACAAGAUUUGAUGGUUUGGCGCCUGCUCCUACUUCUUCUUCUUCUUCUGCGCCUGAAUUUGCUUAUACUGCUGCUCCUCGGAGGGCGUGAAUAUGAACAAUAGUGAUUGGUGUCGAUAGCGAUGGCGAUGGUGAUCAUGAGGAUGAGGGUGAUCGUGAUGAUGAAUAAUACUCCAUUCGUUCUGCGCUUGUGAUUUUUCAGUAUAUAGACUGAGAGAUGGGGGAUGGUGGUUGGUUCGAAUCUGACUUUUUUUUUUCUUCUUUUCCUCUCGUUACCCUUGAGACCCCACUGUGUAUGUAAUUUUUUAGCUCUUGCUAUUUAGCUUAAAGUUUUUACAUUAAAGUUUUAAUCCGUCUACCCAGGUCCCCUCAAAUGCAUCUUGAGUCGAUACAAGCAUGGUUGGCUCACUAUCGCUUUUUCCCCGCCCAUGCCCGAGAAAGCGCUUGCUCUGCUUGGUUUUGAGGAAGAAGAUUAUACCCGCUUGAGAUAGUAUGAUAUAGAAAGAUGUCUUUUGAGAUGUAUUAAGGAGCCGGUGUAUAUUUCUUCCGUCAGUCGGUGGUCAAAUCUGUAGAUAUAUAUAUAUAUAUAUAACGCCCCC